AUGGAAACCAGGAUGGUGAUGAAACGUGAACAGGAGGAGCAGUCGUCCCAGAUGACUCACAGCAUGCAGAUGUCCUCUCAGAUCAAGAAGCGGACCUUCACUUCCAGUGAUGAGGAAGCUGCCUACGCUGAUUUCUAUCCCAUCAUCCCUGCUAAUCUGAUGUCUGUCAAAGAGCUACUUAACAUAAGUAGCCUCCCCCGCCACAGGACAUGGGAAAUCCUGCAAGAAACUAUGGCUUCUGACGAGGAGUACUACAGAGAAAAGUGGACACUAUUUGGAAAUGAGACUGAAAAGCUAGAGAAAGAUGUCAUAAGGAACCAGCAUGUCUUACGCACUCGCGCUGACAAAAUGGCAUUUCGAAAACAGGCAGAAAAGAAGGCAUCCGCCCACAUGAAGUUUCUGGAGCAACUGAGUCAGAAGGCUCCAGACUUCCCAAUCCCUCUGAGGGCCCAUACUGUCUGGGAGGGAAUGACAGUGAAACUCUCCUGCACUGUCCAAGGCUGUCCACCCCCAAAGGUUACAUGGUAUAAGAACGGUGAACCACUGAUAAUGUCUUGCCGACCAUGGAAUUACAGUCUUCAACAAAAUUUUGGACUGAACUCACUUGAGAUCAGGAGGUGCUGUCCUGAUGAUGCUGGCGAGUAUAAAGUGGUGGCCAGGAAUUCCCUGGGUGAAGCUAUGACCUUUGGAACACUUGUGGUAAACUCAUUUCGAGGAGCCGUGGCUGAUUCUCAGCGCUUGCAGACCGCCACCUUGCAGCUGCAAGAAGAAGCGCAGUUUGACAUCUCCUUCCCCCCAACCUGGGUGAGGGAGGGUAAAAGCCUCACCCUGCAGUGUGCUUUCACCUCAGCUCUGCUACCCUUCCAGCAGGAUGUCAGCUGGUUCAGAGAUGGCAUACAGCUGCAUCAGUCCAGCAGUGUGGAGAUUAAAACGAUUGACAACAAGGCCACCAUCACUUUAAGGGCUGCACAUAAGGAGGAUGAAGGUGUUUACACUGCCAGACUGAGGACCUGGGACGGGAUCCAGGAGCACAAGGCUUUUCUUUAUGUCAAAGAUGCAGCAGCUGCAGUGCUCGAGGGUCCUGCAUCUCCUCUGGCAGUGCAGGUGUCUGAUGUCAACAAGGACUACGUCUUCCUGACUUGGCAGCCACCCAGUGCUGACGGAGCGUCACCUGUGGAGGGGUACUAUGUGGAAAAAUGCGACCUCGGUCAGAGUGAGUGGGUGCGCUGCAAUGAGCAUAUUCAAAAAAUGUGCCAUUUCCCAGUGUUUGGACUGAAGGAAGGAACUCUGUACCAGUUCAGGGUUUGUGCUAUGAACCGAGGAGGAGUAGGACGCCCAUCCAAAGCCACACAGCCUGUCCUCACUGCAGACCCUCUGGAACACACCAGGACAAUGGUGGUCAAAGUGGACAGAGGAAGGACCAUCACCAUUACAAAAGACGAACUGGAAGGUCAGGUCAAAGCUCCGUUCCCUCCCACAAACGUCCACGCCUGCGAGGUUAGCGACACCUACGUGGUGCUGAGCUGGACUGAGCCUGAACCCAGAGGCAGGGAGCCGCUGACCUUCUAUGUGGAGCGGUCCUUGGCAGGGAGCAGCAGCUGGGGACUGGCCAGUCUGGACAUGUUGGUGAACUCUACCAGGUUCCCAGUCUUUGACCUGUUCAAGGACAAGCAGUACUGCUUCAGGGUGCGCUCCAUCAACAAGUAUGGUGUCAGUGACCCCUCUGAGCCGAGUGAGCCCAUCUCCCUUGGAAAACCACAAGCUGUACCUGCUCCACCUCACUCUGUGAUGGCUAUCAGAGACACAGACACCUCAGUGCUGCUGCAGUGGAAAGAGCCCAAAGACAAAGACAACAUCCUGGGAUAUUAUCUUUACUAUAGUGAAGCUGGGAAACAGGAAUGGAAGACUAUUAACAACAAGCCUGUAACUACAACCAGGUUUACAGUCCAUGGCCUGAAGACUAGGAGGGAAUAUGUGUUUAGAGUGAAGUGUGUGAGCCGGGCAGGAAACAGCAGAUAUUCAGAUGAGUCUCACCCCAUUGUGGUCAAAUCAGCCAUUGUUGUUCCCUCUCCUCCAUCUGCUAUCGCUCUGCUGCUGUGCACUGGGUCUGAGAUGGUGCUGGGCUGGAGGGCCCCGUCUUUUAACGGGGGAAACCCUGUACGUGGGUACUACCUGGACAAGAGGGAGAAGGGCAUGGAAACAUGGAGAGAGGUCAACGUCACACCUGCCAAAGACAGGCAGUUUAAGGUCUGCAACUUGAAAAGUGGACAUUUCUACCACUUUCGUGUAUUUGCUGCCAACGUGGCUGGCGUGGGGAAACCCUCUGAUCCCAGUGACGCUUUCCUUUGUGAGAAGUGGACGAUGCCAGAACCAGGUUGCCCCUAUGACUUGGAGUUCAGGGAGGUGAGGAAUAGCUCCUUGGUGCUCUUAUGGGCCGCUCCGCUGUACGAAGGUCGAAGUCCUGUCAUUGGCUACUUGCUGGAAAUCUCCCAGGUUGACCAGUUAGAAAACUGGACUGCUUUGACUGAUAAACCAAUUUCCGACACACAUUUCAAGGUGUCUGGUCUUCAGGCAGGUCAGACCUACCGUCUCCGUGUGUCAGCUGUUAAUGAUGUAGCAGUGGGUCGUGCUUCUCUGCCCUCUGAGCCAGUCACAGUUCAGACCCAACCAGGCACCAAAGACAUUGAGAUAGGUGUGGAUAAUGAUGGCUUCAUAUUUUUGGGCUAUGAGGCUGUUGAGAUGAACGAUGAGAGCAAGUUCAUCUGGAGCAAAAAUUAUACUGAACCCAUCAAUGGCAAGAGAAUGAAAGUAGAAACCAAGAACAACCGGUCAGUUCUCACCUUCACAGAUCCAUCAGAGGAGGAUCUGGGUCUCUAUACGGUGGAGAUGAGCGACAGCCCCCACUUGUCAUCCAGCUAUGAUUUCACCGCUGAAGACCUUGAACGGCUCAAAGAGCUCAGCUGGCAAGUCAGAAAUCCUUUGAUUGCACUGAAGUCGGGCUGGCAGGUGGAAGUUUCUGAGAAGGGCAACGUACGUCUCUGGCUUCAGACCGAGAGUCUGAGUAACGCUGCAGAGCUCCGUCUCAUCUGCAACGACAAGGAAAUCUCCAGUACCCCACACUGUAAGAUCAACUUUGACAAGGCCAAAGGUCUGGUGGAGUUACUGUUUGAUCAGCUCUCUCAGGAGGACGAGGGCUCAUACACGGCUCAGCUGAGGGAUGGCCGUGCCAAGAAUCAGUUCACUUUGGUCUUUGUGGAUCAAAAGUUCCGAGAGACUCUGGCCUUGGCUGAUGCAAACCGACGGGACAAUCAGAGGAAGGCUGGACCUUAUUUCCAGGAAUUCUUGACAUGGAGCGUGAAUGAGGAUUGUGAAUUGAUCAUAAAGUGCAAGGUCACAAACACAAACAAGGAAACGUCUUUCAAGUGGUUUAAGGAAGCUGUGGAAAUGACUCAGGUUGUGUACGAUCCGUCAUCAGGAGCCAGCUCGCUCAACAUCUCACAGGUAACAAAAAAGGAAGCUGGUUUAUACAAAGCUGUGGUGUCUGACAAGAGAGGAGAGGAUGUCAGCACCUUGGCGUUACUGGACGAUGAGUAUGAAAAGCUUCUCCAGCAGCUGAGUAAGCAAUGUGCACUGUCAGCUACUCCACUGAAGAUCCAGAGCACUGCUGAAGGUUUUAAGCUCUACUGCUCUCUCAAAUACUACAUUAGCUUCCUGAAGACCAGCUGGUACUUCAAGGAGAGGAGAAUUGACCAGGAGGCCAGGACAAAACCUGGCUGCACCAUGCAAAAACUCUGGAUUGAAAUCUUAAACCCAACAGAGAAUGAUAAAGGACGGUACACCUUGGAGAUGUUUGAUGGCAAAGAGACACAUAGACGUCAUCUUGAACUGUCUGGUGAAGCUUUUGCUGAAGCCCUGCUGGAGCACCAGAGGUUGAAGCAACUGGCCAUUGCUGAGAAAAAUCGUGCCAAAGUGACAAAGGGUCUUCCAGAUGUUGUGGCCAUCAUGGAGGGCAAGUCUCUCUGUCUGACAUGUUUCAUUGAUGGUGAACCAGCUCCAGAGAUCUUCUGGCUUCGUAAUGAUAGGGAAAUCCUUGAUCUGACCCAUUUUACCAUUACUAAAGAGCCCAAGCGCAGCUCUAUCACUGUCAACAAGGUCAAUGUGGAAGAUUCUGGAAAGUACAGCAUAUUUGUGCGCAAUCAGUUUGGGUCAGAAACUGUUGAUGUGACAGUGAGUGUGUACAAGCAUGGAGAGAAGCCUCCAGCUAAUGCAGUGGAAAUGGGUUAAAACUCAUAAAUUAAGUAAAAAACAAAAUUAAUUAGCUAAAUUAAGCUGAUAAGAUAUAAUUUUAUAGCUGACACUGAGACAAUUUGUUAAAAUUUCCUAAGUUUGUGCUUAUUUUGAACUUCAUUCUGGCACUUAUUAAUUUGUGGCCAUUGUUCAGUUAGAAACAAAGAUAAUGCAGCUUUAAGUGCUUGUGUUACAACACAUACACUGCAAAACCUUAUGCUACUGAGCUUUUGGUGAAGCAGAUGUGUCAUUUGUACGUGUUGUGAAUAAAGCUAUUUUUAUU
Melanotaenia boesemani (Boeseman's rainbowfish) is the source of this 4570-nucleotide messenger RNA. It is a transcript of the gene myom3, whose product is annotated as myomesin 3. The coding region runs from base 1 to 4284 and encodes 1427 amino acids. The transcript has 36 exons. Gene Ontology annotation, molecular function: protein binding. The record is from RefSeq and is a predicted model, not a curated record. NCBI's taxonomy places the organism in Eukaryota, Metazoa, Chordata, Actinopteri, Atheriniformes, Melanotaeniidae.